Dermacentor andersoni is the source of this 11600-nucleotide messenger RNA. Lineage: Eukaryota; Metazoa; Arthropoda; Arachnida; Ixodida; Ixodidae. The record is from RefSeq and is a predicted model, not a curated record.
CUCCGUCGAGGCGGACCCAGGUGCCCGGCGUCCGCCAGUCGCCUGUUGCUAGGCCUGCAAGCAGCGGGGUUGAGACUUGGCCGCGUGGCCGCUGGGGCGGCGGUGCUUCGUCCCACUUUAUUUUUGUUGUUCCUUCCUUUCGUUUUCCUUUUUGACUUUGGUUUUCUUGGGGCGUCACCGAUGUCCGUUUCCCAAUCUCGGCGACGUCGUCCUGGAUUUUUUUUGUGCAUCGCUCUCCGCAAGUGACAAUGCAAAAACAGUUCGACCGGUGAAAGCUGCUUCUGCUACGCCGGCUGGCACCGGCCCGUAUCGUCUGCUAUACCGAGGUGCGCGCGUCGUCUGCUUCGAGCCAACGGAAAGAAAGAAAGCAGAUAGAACAGCUCGUCGCAUGCGCUCAGGCCGGGAAAGAGCUUUCUCCCGAACUGGUGACGUAACCAAGGGUGAUGUGACCUGAGAUCCUCGUGGGCGCUGUGAGUGUUUUCGUGCGUGCGCCUCCUCGUGAUCGGCGUUGUUUUCGAUGUCGCAGUAGCUGUGUCGGGAAACGACGCAACUGUUCUUUGUGGCCGCUCUUGGCAUUCGCUGCUCCGUAAAAGUUGGGCAGCGAAGAAAUCAACGAAUCCGAGACGGCCGUUGCAAGGUGCAACGCAGUGAUUCUCGAUCCGACUGAAGUGGUGCGCGAAAACAAAAUAAAAGAAAUAUACACACAUAUGUAGUGCGCGGUUCGGUCGGGUGUGGAUUACGACGCCGGACGGAUUUCCUUGCGAGUUGCAGUGAGAAGAGCCAUCCGAAAGACGUCGGUGACCUUUCGUUAGUGCAGCUGGUGGAAUCGCACUGCAACUGAGCAAGGCUACUCGGCAUCUGCAGUCUCGUGCUGUUAACAAGGGCUUGGGCAUACGUGCACCGUCUGUGAAGUCGGAGGCCACCGAGUCGGAGGCCACCAACAACGCGCGCCGGAGAAGGAGCACGAUGAUCGCGACUAUGUCGUCCAACCCAGCCAGCCGUGCGACCAUUUCGACGACGCGUGAGGGAGCCUGACGUCAGCGGGGAUUCAACCCAAAGGAUCUGGGCGCCACAUAAUCUGCCGCCCUCUGUCGGUGAAUCAGCGAACCACUAGGCAGAGGAGGGCGAGGAAGAAGCGGAGCGCAGUGGCUGACACCGGGUGGGCCGAGCCGUGGGUUGCCCAGAGGGCGUCUUCCUGUUUGUCCUCGACGCUGCGAUGUUCUUGGGUUUGGUUCCGUGGCCAGGCUCGCUGAUGGCCCGUUCGCAUGGCGGGCUUCACGAAGCACCUCAGCACGCACGUCUACUUCCACAUGGACCGGACGGGUGCGUCUUCCUCCUCGUCCGCAGCGGCCCCAGCGAGCAGCAGCAUGACCGGCAAGAAGCCCUCGGGCAGCCCGCGACUGCACGGCACGGACUCGGGGGCGGCACCAGCCUCGCGCCGGUCGCGAGACACCGCCACCCGGACGCGAACGAGGAGCGAGGCCACCGAACCGUGCAUCAUGCCCUCCUCCGUGGCACCGUCCCGCUACGACCCGACGAGUGCGGACUGGGACGAGUUCGACUACUUCUGCCAGAGCCCGUACCUGCUGUCCGUGAGCGAGCCGCCGCCGACCAGGGAACGGUUCAAGCGCCGCCUCUUCCGGCGCUCGCAGAAGUACUCCGACCCACCGUCCGCGGGGCCGGGAUCCCAGAGGCACCUCGACCAGCCGCCGCCGCAGACGAGCGCCGAGAGACUACGGUGCAGCAGCCGGAGCACCGAGACGAUGCUCGACUGGCAGCAGCCUGGGUCGGCGGCCAGGCGCCAGGGUUCGAGCCGGCGCUCUGCCGCCGCGCCCAACUCAUCCGGGUCCGUCGUCCCGGGUUCGCAGCGGUCCCUGCUAAGCGACCCCGACGAAGACGAAUUCGGAGCCGCCGACGAGCCUGCCUCACCGCCGCUGCCUCCGCCGCUCCCGCGGGCACCGCCGCCCUACGAGCGACAGCAGCAGCAGCAGCAGCAGCAGCAGAUGCCCGACUGCGUCAUCAUUUCCUCGCGGACCAUGGACCGUUUCCUGCCCUCCUUCGGACAGGACGUGUGCGAAAGCGGGCAGUUCGCGGGCUCGGCGGGCAGCGGCGGCACGACGUCGCCCCGCCUGUCUUCCUCGGUCGGCUCGGUGUCCGUGGAAGUGUCCGAGACGACCAACCGCAUCGUGGUGGACUUCUGCGAGAACGCGGGCUUCACGUGCCACGACCUGCCCUCGCCCACCACGGAGCUGUCGCCCAUGCCUCGCGACUGGAUCGCCAUGCAACUGGGAAGGCAGCGGCAGGCAUUCGCCUGGCUGCAGCAGUCUUCCUCCUCCCGAUGCGUGCUCGAGGGACUGCUGCUGAUGAACGUCGAAAGGAACAGUCAGUUCCCGUUCGUGACAUACCUGGUGUGCGACGCGGCUCGUUGCGACCCGCUGCGGCUAAUAAUGCAAAUGGAGAGCCACCACGAUGCUGGUCCCGAGGGAGAACGGCUACACCACACAGCCGUCUACGACGAAGUGGCCACCAUCGCCAGGCCUCCCGUGGACGGGGUGCCGCGGAAGCCAAGCUCAAGCAAGACGGGCUACAUCCUCUCCGCCUUCCGGGUCUUUCCGGGCGAGGACCGAGAGAAGCUCGACCGAUCCUGGCUGCUGUGGACGGGCGCGCGCCAGAUCUACCGGCGCCUCCCUCCACACCUCGGCCUGCGCCGCAUCACCUUCCACAAGAAGAUCUGCCCGCAGGACCACGGCAUCACGUACGUGCUGCUCUGCGAGUGCCCGACGCUCAUGGACUACGUCUCCGAGGCGUGCGUGCUCGUCGACCAGCUACGGGCACGGUGCUGCGGUUACACGGCCCUGUACAGGGUUGUCGACUCCUUCUGAAGGACAGCGCCGACACUGACUGCGGUGUCACCGUACGCGGGUACUGAAUCUUGCUCGGCCCCCGGCGGCCAAAGCGGCUCUGCCAUUCAUGCAGUGGCUCUGAAAAAAAAAGUUGCCGGGUGCCCACUGCACUUGCAUUCAUCGCCUUUCUACGGGAGAUUUCGACCGUCGGACAGGAAGCGGAAUUUCCACCACCGCCUCCGUUCAGAUGAUGGACGGAGUCGUGGGGGAAAACACCGACAACGCAGCCUCUGAAGCACUGUUGGGAUGAACGGAUUCAUUUUGUGAACUCGAGCCGCUGCAGGUGCCUUGCGCAAACACUGUUGACAAAAAAAAACGCUAUUUCAGUUUAAAACGCCACAAUGACCGUUACUUUUGAAAUCCACGUUACUUUCACAUCCCCGAAUCUUUUCACCAUGUAGGGUACAUUUGAGAUCGCAGUGGAAAUAUUAUUAGCAGGGCAUUUUUUCGUGGAAUAUGCUAGAGAACACGUUGAAAAUUCGUCAGUAGCCUCUUCCCUGUGACAGGCGAUCUAGCUGUGGGUGCAAACUGAAGACAUGGCAGCGAAUAGUGUAAAUUCAAAGCCCGAUAGUAGUGCCGCCUUACGAAAGAGCGCGUGAAGCAGAUAUGUCCGUGGCAGCUGCCGCAUCUGCUCACGUCGGUGUAAGAUUAGACGACAAUGAGUGCAACGCCGGCGUAUCCAGGAGGUUUCGCCUUCCUGUAAUAUCUGCGAACCCGGAACCUUGGAAUAACACGUGAUCUGUGACAUUUGGCAACAGUUCGGCCGCUCUAGGAAAUGCUGCGACAGGACCACCAGAUCAUGGUAAAGAUGACGCUCUAUGAUGAUUCUUGAGGACGUUACUCAGUAGUUUCAAGAGCAUUGACUUUACAUAGCGCAGGCGUUAUUAAGGAAGUGGUAUAAGCAUUUACACUUCACACGACAAAGCAUAGACUGUGGCGAAAGGCACAUAGAGCUUCAUUGCAGCUGCUCCUUGAAGCACCUGUUUCGGUUAGAUCCGGCACCAGCGAGUGCAGUGAGAUGGACAUUGUCCUCUUGACUGUGUAUGACAUAGUUCUAGAUGCCUGCUUUUCCUAGCGAUUGAAGUGCAAGUGGUUCACGGGAUCAGUGCCAACACAUGAACUGCAGUGUGCGUUCAUCCUGUUACGAAUCUCGUGCUUCUGCGAAGCUGUGUAAGUUCGAACCAAAGGCUAUUGCAGCCACAGCGUGGGUGCCUUCUGCAUGUUGCCUCAAUGUAACGGGCCGUAAUCCUUGUUUAAAAAAACGUGCACUGCAUGCCUCUGACGUAGCGAUAGCUUCAUAUCGCGUAGCUUAUCGACGCGCGUUCUGUGUUUUAUUUUCACCUUUUUUGUUUUUUCUUUUUUAGAUAGGACGUACCUAUUUGAAAUGCUGGUUUAAUACUUUCACUCAAGACUGUUACUUCAUUGUUGGCAUUGACUUUUCACGGCAGUCUGAUGAGAAAGUCCUGAAAGAAUAUUUCAAUAAUGGAAGAAACAGGAAUUUGUGUACAGAAAACCUGCAUGUUAAAGCCGCGUUGAGCUUUACUUUCUUAUGACAUGCAGUAGUAUUCUGUCGACGCGACCAAUGUGACAGGAUUUUUAUUGCUGUGCGCGAUUUUCGUCGAGCAAUUUGCGCUCAUGGAAACAUAAAGGAGUGUUUUGAUGUUACAAAUAUAAAUAAUCACAUUCAUUCACAUCGAAAACGCUCAGGGUUAGAGGAUUCGAGAAUGCAUGUAAACGCACGCAAUUGUAAGCCUAAUACUCGCGAUUCAAAUGUCUUGCAAAGCACUGAGGGCCACAUAACAAUAAAACAUCGUCAUAUGAUGUCACAACGUACAUUGUGUCUCCUUCCUCAAAUGACACAAACGAAUAAAAAUUGCAGCAAGCCUGCUUUCUGCACAACUCAUAAAGUUGAGGUGCGUGACCAACCGUAGCUUUUGUUGAGUCCCCGUAACAAUCCCGUAGAGCUGCGAAUCUUAAGAAAUAUGAUUUUCGUCACAAAACUUAAACUGCAUAGGUGACUGACGGAGCUUGCAAAUGCACCGUGCCUACGUAUACUGAACAGCCUAUUUGUGAAGAGAAAGUAACUUAGCUCAGAUGGCAUUCAUGUUAUUAAGAGGAACACUAAUCGUAGCAGAACAACAUUUCUUCAAGAACUGGCUUUAUUGUCGCUGUUUUGGGCAGAAAAUUGCGACAGGUUCAGUUAUGAAUACAUCCGCACCAAAGGAAAGCUACAACUAAAUUCAUUCUGCUGCGUUCUCAUCCAGAAUAAUCUAUCAGCAGAAAGUUACGCUUUGGGUUGGAAUAAUUUUUUGUAUUUCUGUGACUUUCAUAAGAACACGCAGAUCGCUUUAAUAUUAAAGGGAAAAAUCAGACAUUCACCCGUUCGUAGCAGCUGAUACAAAGGAAACCCAUGCGGGUUCCUCGAAAGAAAACCUCGCCAUUGAAGAAAAAUUCGUCCUGGUCCGGGACUCGGCCCCGGAACCACCGCCUUUUCGGGGCAGCCGUUCCACCAUCUGAGCUAACCAGGCGGCGAGCAGAUGGCCGGCGAAGUCGAAUUUGUCAGCAACUCGAAGCGAAGGCAACAGUUUGACGUAAUAGUUCUGCGGAAACCUGAAAGGUGGAGAGAAGUAAAAUAUUAAAGAGAAAAUCAGGCAACCACCCCGUUCGUAGUAACUGCUACAAAGGCUUCCUAGAAAAAAAAAAAUCGCCCUGCCAUCGCCCUGCCAUCUGCUGGCCGCCUGGUUAGCUCAGAUGAUAGAGCGGCUGACCCGGAAAGGCGGUGGGCCCGUGUUCGAGUCCACGACCAGGACGAAUUUUUCUUCAACUCCGAGGUUCUCUUUCGAGGAACCCGUAUGGGUUUCCUUUGUAGCAGUUGCUACGAAAGGAUGGCUGUCUGAUAUUCCUUUUAAUAUUUUACUUCUCUCAAACUUGCGGGUUUCCGCAGAACUUUUACGUCAGAUCUCUUUAAUAUAUUACAUGAUUCUGUUGGACACCUUUAAUGUGGCCUGCUGUUCAUAAUUGUUGACACGUUCGUGCAAAAUUGUAUUCAUUAGUUCUCGCGUUAAGGAUUGAAAGUUGUACUAAUUGAUGUGGAUUCACACUGGUCAAAUGGUGCCACGGAUAAUGACAUGCCGGACACCAGAGUUCAGAGUAGGCACUUGUGUCCUGCGUGUCUUUGUCUGUAUUCGUUUGUAUUCUGUGGUACCAUUGCAUCAGUAUAGUUAUGGCGUAAGAUAGAAAAGAUAGAGCGAAAAAUAAUGCUCUCUUCGACCCAGUGUGCAUUAAUUACGUUACAGCUCUGCCGGUGUUCCGAAGAGUGAGCUAAGCGAGGAAGCUCGAAAUUAAAGAAACGUAGAGAGGAUGCUGAUAUUAUCAAGCAUAAGUUCCUUCUGAUGCCAAUGUUGAGAAAUGCUUGCUCGUCGAGAAAACUAUCCAAGUUUUUUCUAAGGACGCUAUAAAAACGUUUACUCUAAAAAAACAAUGUGGAUCGCCUCAGUACAUUCACUGGAAGUUAAAGUUACACUGGAAGCAUAGCGCGCAGAAAAACGAACCACAAAGACCAGAUAGGACAAGCGCUUGUCCAUUAGCGCUUGUCCUGUCUGGUCUUUGUGGUUCGCUUUUCUGCGCGCUAUGCUUCCAGUGUAACUAUGUUUACCAACCAGCCCAAGCCUAUAUUCUUCGGAAGUUGAAGACAUUGAAAUCGUAAUAUAUAUAGCAGAAAUACUAUACAUUUCCAGUUCAUGAAAUCAGGAAUGCUCAUGAUGAUCUUUUUUGUGGUUAUGUGAGGUUUCGCUAAGAUUGACUUGAAGCAGGAGCUUCAAUUUACACUAGCCACAUACCUCAAGACAGGGUGAGGUUAUGUUUUAGCGGGGUGUAAUUAUAUGUUCACUCUGCAAAGUAAUCAGGAAGAAUUCAAACAUACGGAACUGCCUUAGUUUCCUGUGAGGCUUAGUCGACUCCCACAAAUAACAUAAAAUGUGAACAGCUAAUUGCAGCCUGGAUGCCGGCACUCUUCCGCAGCGCUCACUCGGAAACAGCUGAGAUCAGAGACGGCGCACAAGGAUGAUGAAUGUGCUGUAAGAAAUAUUCCUCACACGUACUACAUCUUUCUUUGGUUGACGUCUUUUACGUUGUGCAGCAUGUACGUAGAAUGUGACAGUCGCAGAUACGUCGUUGUUUGCUAUGCUAAAUCAGUGCUUGGCGUUCCCCGAAGCUUCAUCUAAGAAUGUAGGCGGCACCGUAAAGUACACGCUUUCAAGAAACAGAAGCCUCUAGAGCCUCCAUAGUGAGCCUUGGGCAUCUGCGCAUCGCAACAUAGCGGCAGUUUGCACGUGGAUCCCUUUGUGUAGCUUUGCAUUAGCACACUUUCUAUGGCCUUGCUCUGAGCUUCGUCACCCACUACCAAGAAUAUCGGGGCAGAGCUGCAGUAUCGUAUACCUACGCGAAUAACGUUGUGGCUCAUUUAUCACAGUGAGCUCAUUGUAGUAGAAUGAGUCACGUGGUGCAAAUGAACCACUGCUGGUAAAAUGCUCGUAACAACUCUCCCACGUUCGACCGAAACAAAAGAGAAUAGAUGAAACUUAUAGCGUUACGAAAGUGUUCUUCGAAUCAAUUGUUUUCGUCCUAUUGCGGUUGCUUACAUAACAAUACACUAUAAAGAGACAAAUUAGGUGAUAUUACGAAAUAUAAAAGUGUAACUGACUCCAAAGAUUAAGUCGAGGUUCUUCCGGUACAGGUAAACUUGUGCAGCUCUGCCACUUGAAGCAAUCCUGCUUCGCGCUUCUUGACACCCACGUGCACAUGACGUAGCUGGGAUCAGACGAACAACACGCAAAUCACACGCACCUUACUGUGUCCCCAACGUUUUGUCCUUUUGUAGCAUCUCUGUGCGUGAACAUUUUUGCUUUUCAUCCCAUUGUAGAAGCUUGUACAUUGCAGUGUUUAGACGUCGCCGCCUGUUCCUUCAUUCUCGGUAAAGCGUGACCUUGAUUUUACGAUAAUCUAUUGAACGUGCCUCUUAAGCUGAACACUGUACACGAUAUAUUGCUUGGUCAGAGACUGGGUACUUUGCUGAAGCUGGCAUGGGGCUAUCGAUGGCCGUUACAAAUUAUUUCCUGAACAGCCCAUCCAAUAUUUCGUAAUGAUCGGGUAGCCGGUAAUGUCAUAAUACACGGAGGACCACUUAACCGAAUGACUUCGAACACGCAAUAAAUGCAGAGUGACAGUGCGCACUGUUGCAUUUACGUGUUUACAAGUUUCGCACUAUGCAACGAAAGCUGAUCUUAAUUACGAAACGCCUCAAACUUUUAUAAAAUUUAUACGCUUUAUAGAAGGCGCCAGUGUGGAAUGUAGCCAUAAAAAUAGCGUAGGCAAACAGCCUGACAGGUGCUUUGAAACGGCUGACAUAUGGAGAGUGAGCAUCAGCGAAUGCUUUUUCUUGCGGAAAUUGAUGAAAUGUGUAUGUGCAAAAAAAAUGCAAGAAAACUACACUUCACCAAUUGCAUAAACAUGGCAUUUCGUUAAGCGUAUAGCUUCAUUUUUCAAAUUAUUACCGAAUAUAAAGCGAUAAUUUUCAAUGUCGCAGCUACAAUAACCCAUUAGCCGAUCGCUAACGACUGUAACACGUUCACUUCUUCAACCUAGUCUAAGUAAUCUGAAUUUGUGACCACAAUUAUUGUUUCGUUUUAAAUUUCGGUAGUUCAUCAGUCACGAGCCGAAAGUAAAAGCCAUUUGGUGGGUUUUGUGGUGCCCUCUUAACAUAAGCAAACUUUCACGGUUACCAAGGCUACAAUUUGUAAUAGGCGCGAGCUCACGACGCAUUGUUUCCUUCUAAACGGAGACACACAUGUUUUCUUAUGUGCACCGAUCAACCAGCAGUGCGCGACCACCUAAUUAAACUACGAUGCAGCUUAUCGCCGAUUUAUCGAGGGGCGCGAGCUCAAGAAUAAAUGUCAACAGUAAAUGGUAUAUUCCUGAAAUGUUCUUCAGAUCUUGUUUUCGUUGUUGCGUUUUUAUAGUGAUCUUUAUUUGAUGGUACGCCGUGUUCCUAUCGCGAAAUGUUACGUAGCAUAUGUUGCUUAGUGAGCUCUUAGAAUUAAGGCGAUGAGAAAUAAUUUAUUAACUUUGAAGUAAAGAAAAACGUCCACUAAAUCCUUAAGAACAUGCUUUAUUUAAAUAAUUUAUUAUUCAAUUCUUAGAAUUAUUUGCUUUUCUGACGAGGCUCAAUUUCACGUCCAAUGUAACGCAGUUUAGUGUAAAGAUAAGACUGUUUUAUUUGAGUUACAGUGUUUAAAGUAAUGAUGAUGUGCAAACGCAUAGGAAUACGAAGACAUACAAUCGCCCAAGAAGGUCAUUCUCUCCCGAAGAUUUCGCUGCUUUUGACAGCUACUCUAGUCAAAUUUUUAAUUUCUACUAUAUAUUGUGCAAGUCAAAAUAAAGUCAUGGGCGUGUGUAGUUCUGAAAGAGAAGCGUACUGAGUGUACAUAAAGCAGUGUACGUGAAUCUGUGAAGUAUGUUCUUUGGGUGUGCGACAUGCCUAGAAUUUCGUCGUUGAUUGACGAAGGUUUCGAGUUUACUCCUGAACUGCUGUCAAUAUGCUAACUACUGUAUCUCACAAUGUGCUGCGUUAACGGUAAACACUGGUUUGAGAUGCGCAUAUGGUUUGAGAUACAAAUAGAUAACGUGCAGACCGAAAAAUGAGGAUGAUAUCUCUGCUGAGUAAAUUGUGCCCCAUGUCCCCAUGUGCCACGUCUUAUCCUAAAGCAGGCAACGUAUUCUCUUUCACUCAGGGAAGACAUCUUCAACGCCUAUAGCGACACCAGUAAAGUCGCAAUUAUUUUUUUUUAAAUUGUGUCGUGUCGUUUUAUAACGCUUAAGGCUGCAGGCGUGCUUGCAUGGCAACCCUACCUGAAAUAGACUCGUAUACUACAAGUGCAAUGGAAGCAAUGCUAGUGCAUUGCGAUGUUGCUUUCCUCUGCGAGCAGUGUAUUGUUUCAGAUAAGUCGUGCUGUCUUGCUUAAGUACUUGUGCGAUUGGAGUGCUAAUAGGCACCGUUCGGCAUGCUUUCGCAGAUAAGUAACAGGCGAAAUUCGAAAGGGCGAAGUAGUUUGCGUCGCACUUCUAACAGACUGGUUGAACCGGGUGCUUCUUGUUACCGUUAACAAGAUUUGGAAUAAAGAAAUGGUUGCGGCAUAUAUGUUUGGUGAUUGAGCUAAAUCGGUCAUUACGUGCAAAAGAAAUAAAUGCACAUGAACUACUAAUUACCGACUGUCGAGUAAUCAAAUUUUUAACAAAGCAGUUUAAGGUACGUACUGUAAUUUACGAAUUGAAGCCAGUCGUUCCACAAGGUUCAUCCAUUUGCAUCACAAGUGAAACUAGUGGCUGUUUUGAGAUACGCGCUGUGAAACGUAUGGUAAAGUUUCACCUUCUGUUUCAGUAAAACUCUUUUUUAUGCGCUGAAGUUAAAAGUUAACUGGAACGCCAACAUUUCGUCGCACACUUCGGGAACGUAAUCUCCAACCUAGUUUUACCCUCAUAAUUGGUUUUAUUGGGUGAAUACUUAGGAACUCAAUUCGUAAAUUGCAAUAUCUAUAAUGAAGUGUUUCUGUUGAAAGGUAAUUAGGAAGAUUACUGUAAGCAGUCAAAUAUUUAUUUCUAUUUCUCGUUAAACUAAUGUGCGCCUUUUAGAGUAAUCAAGCUCAAGACACACAAAGUAAUACUACAUGAAACAGCAGGUUUAAAAACUCUCGUUAAGAAGCUUUAAAAUACAUGAUAUAUCUGGAGUGGUAUAGGCAGGGUUCCCCUGCAAACCUGCAGUCAAGCUAUGUGCAAAAGAGGUGGAAGAAAUACAGGAAACGCCCACGGAGGGGAACAUUCGUGCACAUUUUAGUGCAUAAGAGAUUGUGUAGAUGUCGAAGGAAAACAUCAGUAGGAUUUAAAUUUGGUGCGUGAUGUAGACAUAAUCCUGCUGCACGGUAAUAGUCAUUCUUCCGCUGUCUUUUGCACAAUGCAAGUUUUGACACGCAAUGUAUAUUUGUGUGCGUUCUCUUCGUCGAUCCGAUUCUGUCGCCUUAUAACUGCGACAUCAUUUUGAACAGUAAGCGAAAGACAUUGCAAGGAAAGCGUUUUAAAUUGGAAUGCAAUGAAGAUUUCGUUCCUGCGUUCCGCUGUCUCGUACAUCUUGUCUGUAUUUGCUGUCUUCCGCGAAGAAUUGCUGUUCCUUAACUGAACUAGCAUGACUUAAAUGAAAGUGCUUUUGGGAAAUGACAUUAGGGAAUUUUUCUUCCUCAAAAUAGUCCACGUUUGAUGCACACUCUAAUUUACGCCAUCUUGACGAGUCCGCGCAAGCCAACUGCAUAUUUAAAUGAAUGCCUCAUUAACGUGAAGAUUGCUUCGCAUGCUCUUGUGUGCACAUGUCUAAGAACCAUAUGUGAAAUGUAUGCUGGGUGCCAUUUUGUUAAUGCCUUGCCUCCACUUAUGAUUCAACAGAAAAAAAUAACAUACAGUAUACUACCUGUAAUAAAUAUUUGAAACAAGUCUAAUGCGGCCAUGCUGCUUUUUAGAGCCGGCUGUUGGUGUUGUUUGCUGAUGUAUCAUAGCAUCGCUCGUUCCGCUUGCUUUAUUCUUGAUGCCUUGGAAGUGUUUUGCUGUAGACUUGAGCUAUUAAAGCCGUCGUGGUACGUAUUUGCAUUUUCAAAA